CGAUAAGUGUGGGCCGGGAGUGCGGGCUAAUCGACGAAUCGGAUUCCGUGAUCAAAGUGGAGGCCGAACUGUUCGAAUCAGUUAUGGGUAACCAAGCGUUGCGAGUAUUUUACGGUUACGUCAAACUUCCGGGUUUUAGCGAAAAGUUAAACAUGAAGUGGACGGGCGGUACGGAAAUAGAUGACACACUAUUGCCAGUACAGGGGACCGAAGGUGGGCGCCACCAUUUAGCGUUAGAGGGCGAUGUGUAUGAACUUAUCCGACAAAAUGAUCGCAAGCUGUUGAACCAAGUCGUUCAUAAAGGAACGAUAUUCGCUAGAAUGUCACCCGAACUAAAACUGAGCCUGGUAGAGGUAUUACAACAACAGGGUCAUCAAGUUGGCAUGUGUGGGGAUGGUGCCAAUGAUUGCGGUGCUCUAAGGACUGCAAACGCCGGUAUAUCCCUAUCGGGUGACGAGGCAUCGGUGGCCUCACCCUUCGCCUAUCGCGACAAAAACAUAUCGUGCGUACCGACCCUUAUAAGCGAGGGUAGGGCUAACCUAUCGGCAACUAUCGGUGCUUUUAAAUACCAAGUUUGCUAUGGUUUCGUAUUACUGGGCGCUGUACUCAUACUAUUUUGGGAGGGUAACAAACCUUCCGAUGGGACGUACGUGUUUGUGGACAUUAUACUAAACAUAUUGCCACCGGUAGUGUUCGGGGCUACCCGUGCUUAUCCCAUGAUCGUCCGGCAACAGCCCACGGCUACUGUUCUCACAUUUUUGCCCCAACUCUCUAUGUACGAACCAUUUGUAUUCGAAGUAUCGCAAACACAUUCACCGAAACCAUCGCACAUAUCAUUAGCCAUAUUCUCCGUUAAUAUGAUCUCCUAUGUCAUCGCUGCCAUUAUUUUUAAUCCGGGACCUCCCUAUCGGACGGACAUAUUUUCUAACAAGUGGUAUUUAUUAGUAUUCAAAGAGAUUCCCUAUCAUUUCAAACUAAUACUAUUCAUGAUAUCGAUCGCAAACUUCAUAUUGUGUUACGUGUGGGAAAUGGUCGUACUUCAGGGCAUUGUAUUCAAUUGGCUUCUGCCGAAACUGCGGUCCACGAGAGCACCGGUACGUCUGUUCGAGAAGAUUGAGCUCGAGAUGCGAGACAACAACAGUUGGCCACCGAUUGUCACUUCCCAACGGUUUGACUACUCGGCCAAACACGACAGACAGGCGUCCAUUUUGAAGAGGAGAAUGGCCGCCAAAGAGAGACUACUGACCAAUGCUAUAGUCAUGAGGACUAUCAGUAAUGACGAUGAAUUGAACAGUCGGUACGUGCCGUCCAUUAUGGCUCAGACAAGUUUGGAGUCACCGGUAGCUCAUAGCCGCACCUCCUAUCAGAUGACAUUCAGCACAUUUUCACCAAGCAACAAUCGCAAUCACCGAGUUAGUAUUGAACCCGAACACGAUUCUAGUCUAUGA
Oppiella nova is the source of this 1448-nucleotide messenger RNA. Lineage: Eukaryota; Metazoa; Arthropoda; Arachnida; Sarcoptiformes; Oppiidae. The record is from the annotation of a GenBank genome assembly.